Messenger RNA from Ornithorhynchus anatinus (platypus), 862 nucleotides. Its product is annotated as serine/arginine-rich splicing factor 9-like. Lineage: Eukaryota; Metazoa; Chordata; Mammalia; Monotremata; Ornithorhynchidae. Gene Ontology annotation, molecular function: mRNA binding. Gene Ontology annotation, cellular component: nucleus; cytoplasm; ribonucleoprotein complex. The record is from RefSeq and is a predicted model, not a curated record.
GCUUGGGAGAGUACAGUCGAACAGAGCUGGUAGACAGGUUCCCUGCCCAAGAGCUGACAGUCUAGAAGUCGAGUGUUACAGGUGUUAGAGGGAGGCAGAGUGCUGCCGGCAGGAUGGCCCUAGGCCCUAGGCUCGCAGGUUGUUUGUGGUGAUAAAUGGGACAAAAUGAAACCCAAAUCACAGGGCUAAGGGAUGACUCGAGUGACACUUGGCAGUGAGAGCGCAUUAAUGAAACCCUCAGGACUGGGAACUUGCCCCUUCGGAAGGUCUGGCCCGAUAUUAGCUGAGGUGUCGUCCGGUCUAUGCCUGGGCGGGUGGGGAGUCGGUCAGGAACUGAACCUUGACCGAUUCUCCGUCGCUGAACUAGGAGUGGGGGAGGAGCCCUGGCAGAUGCGGAGCGUGCCAAGAAGACACUUCCUUUCAUGUGGUCUCCGGUUUUGCGUUCUCCGUGCCCAGGGCUCCCUCCGUCAGGCAGCUGGCAGGACCUGAAGGAUCACAUGCGAGAAGCGGGGGAUGUCUGUUAUGCAGACGUACAGAAAGAUGGCGUGGGGGUAGUUGAGUUCCUCCGCAAGGAAUAUACGGAAUAUGCCCUCCGCAAACUGGAUGACACCAAAUUCCGCUCUCACGAGGGCGAAAUUUCCUAUAUAGUCUGUCCAGAAAGAAGCAUGCGCCACGGCUACUCCCGUUCCCUUUCGGGGCCGAGGGGCCGCGAUUCUCCAUUCCAAAAUGGGGGCUCCCCCCGUUGCGGCAGUACUGAGCAAAGUUGACAGGCAAUCCUUUUUUUGUUUCUGUUUUUCGAAAUGUGAAGCCAACUGCUUUCUGCUCAGAAUCGACAUUCCAAAUGAAUGGAUCUAGAGCCUUA